AUGCGGAGCUCAUCAGUCGUGAUACUAUUCUGUCAUCUCCAGCUGUGGAUCCUACCAUGGACCACGACCACGGCUUAUGAGUAUGAAAACAACUGCGUUCACUGCCCCGGAUACAUUGAGGGUUCCGCUCAGUACAAGGAGGCAGUCAUCAUGGGCAAGGUCAGAGGAACAGAGUAUGAUUAUUCAAACUUGCCUGAAUUCAAAAAGCUGUGUGACUCUGUGGCCUUGCUGGAUGGAGUUGACUUUAAUAACAUCUUUGAUCGAUUUUCCGAUGAACGACCUGCGGCAUUUGGGCGUUUCUUCCAUUUUCAUGGAGUUGUGGCCAACGUCAAGUUUGAAUCGGCAGGCAAUCAUGGAUUCACUGGUAUCUUUCAAGGAGCUGAGCAUGGAGUUCUCAGAUUCUCACCACUGGUGCCAUUCCUAAAAGAGUUGUAUCUGAUCAACCAUUUCAUGGGCACGUAUCUAUUUUCCUUUGGAGUCAAGUUCUUUCGGGAUGGCUUGCAUUCUGGAAACAUGAACACUGGUGACACCAGUGUCGGCUUUCGAAACAGAGCCCCUGGACGACAGUUCUAUGAUCCACCCAACUUUAACAUUUUUUCACGACCUGUUGACAACAUGAGUGGCCUAGGGGAAGCCUUUUCUCCAUUAUUUGGCGAAUUUGAAAAGUUUGCAGGUGUCUUGUCCCCUGUGGAUGCAGCAGCUUAUGACCAAUUUGGAAACGAGGCAAAUCCAAUUGUUGCCCCAAUCUACACACAUUUCCGGCCCAAUCCAGAGUAUCUAGAACGGUUUGGAGAUGGUAGCAUAGAUUUCCGGAAAUGGGUCACCAAAGAGGAUGCUGUAAGACCAGGAGAAGUUAUCUACUCUCUACACACCACGGUCAUGAAAGAUACAAGAGAAGCAUCUCUCUGUGCCAAUGAUGAGGGACAACCAUUGGGCUAUGAAGAGGAUGUCAGCAUAUACUGUCCAGAGCAGGAAGUCAUCCUGAUUGGAAAUGUUGUUGCGAAAUCACGUUUCUAUGCUUCCCAGUGGCCCGACGAUUGGCUCUUUUUUCAGCACCAUCGAAUGUGCCCCAAGGAUCAAAGUGUAUGUACUGCUGACAAUGACCCAACAACAAACUUACCCUAUGAUCCAGACACACUUGGACUUGGGAAUCCAGAUACAACCUACCCCUAUCAAAAUGCAGAGUUCUGCUUGUCAUCAGAUGAUACCAGCGGUGAGGUUUCCAACAUCCCACCCACAUGCCCCUUUGGAGCCAACUUUAUCAAGUCGGACUGUUACGAAGGUCAACAAGAACGAGUAGAAGCCGUCCAAAACCAAACUUGUCCUGCCAUGGAAGUGCUUGCGGAUUUCAUUCUCACAUUUGCAGAUGAUGCUGAUCUGUCCUUGCCUGCAUGUGACUUUGGCUUUACUGCCCUCAACACCUUUCUGACUGUCUUCCUAACCUUCACAUCCCCUGCGAUCCGAGGCUUGAUUGCCAUAUUUCCACCAUCCAAGUUUGUCAUUGAUUUUCUCUUUGGCUUGUUACCCUUUGGUCCAUAA
Molecule: messenger RNA, 1539 nt
Organism: Seminavis robusta
Lineage: Eukaryota; Bacillariophyta; Bacillariophyceae; Naviculales; Naviculaceae
Source: the annotation of a GenBank genome assembly